AUGGAGGCCUACUGGGAAUCCCUGGCUGCUUUCUCCAACAAUAGUGUGGAUUAUCCUUAUCUUCCAAGCAUAGACAAACCGGUUUGGAUUUUAGGCGAAUCACGAAGCUCCUUGAACGACCAAGAGGAGAUAGCCAAUGAUAUCCGCUCAAGGUUGUGGUUCACAUACCGACGAGGUUUUGCGCCGAUUGGAGAUGAAAAGGGCCCCACCACAGACACCGGUUGGGGCUGUAUGCAUCGAUGCGGUCAAAUGCUGAUUGGCCAGGCACUGAUACAGUUGCGUUUGGGUAGAGGAUGGCGAUGGAAUCCUGAUCGCUUGGAUCGGCCAUACUUGCAGAUUUUGAGGAUGUUUGAAGACAAGCCAACUGCACCCUAUUCUAUUCACAAAAUAGCCUCCAAGGCCGCAUUAGAUGACAAUAGGACUGUCAGCAGCUGGCUGGGGCCAAACACGGUUGCUCAAGUUCUUCGAAAACUCUCUGCUGGUGAUCGAUGGACCAACCUCGUUGUUCAUGUGACAACAGAAGAUGGAAUCGUGGUGCAGGAAAUUAAAAGCCUCUGUCAUCAAAAUGCUCCCAAAAUUAUAGCAACUGAUGGGACAACCUACGAUAAGGUUACCUCACCUCCUUCUCCCACCUCUUAUGAUUCUCUUCACUCCUCACAAUUGCGAAAAAAUAGCGACAGACCAGUUAUCGUGAGCAGUCCGAUAACUGUGGAGGAGGACGAUGAGAGUGUGGCAAUAAUACUACCUCCGGUACACAUUAUGCCUCGUAACAUGUCGAGCUCAUUGUUGGAGGCAAAGACUCCAGUUGAAGAUGACUCCUCUCCAACUACGGAGACCCCGAACCCCGAGUUCCUCUCCAUGCCUACUACGACAGCUGCUGCCUCCUCCACAUGGCACCCUUUACUUCUUAUACUUCCCCUCAGGCUCGGUCUCCACGAGUUUAAUAUGCGUUACGCACCUGCGCUUCAAGGUCUAUUCAAGCUGCGUCAAUGCGUGGGUGUGAUAGGGGGGAGACCAAACCACGCCCUCUGGUUGAUCGGGAGUGUGGGGGAUGACGAGGUUCUUUGCCUCGACCCGCACACCACGCAAGCAGCGGCAAUUCUGGGUGAGCCAGCAACGGGAAGCGGCAAUGAGGACGCCUCGCUAGACGGCUCUUUUCACUGUACCAAUCCUCUACGCCUUCCGCUGCGAUGUCUCGACCCCUCCCUUGCAGUAGCCUUCGUUUGUGGCACCGAGGCUGACUUCGACGACCUCUGCACACAGUUACUCGCUGAUCAGCUCUCUUCCUCCCUCUUUGAAGUCCACGAGACUCGCCCCUGCAACAUUCCCCCGCCUUCUUUCACCGCUCUUCGCACUCCUGAGGGAUGGAGUGAGCUCUUCCCCACUUCUGCCCUCACGAUUUCUGUCCCACCCACUCUGAGUUCCAAAUGCAAAACGGGUGAGCCGCUGACACCCUUGUUUUUACCAUUCUAA
Molecule: messenger RNA, 1473 nt
Organism: Hydatigera taeniaeformis
Lineage: Eukaryota; Metazoa; Platyhelminthes; Cestoda; Cyclophyllidea; Taeniidae
Source: the annotation of a GenBank genome assembly